Molecule: messenger RNA, 953 nt
Organism: Myiozetetes cayanensis
Lineage: Eukaryota; Metazoa; Chordata; Aves; Passeriformes; Tyrannidae
Product: ras-related protein Rab-11A-like
Exons: 5
Coding region: 48-698 (216 amino acids)
Biological process (GO): regulated exocytosis; constitutive secretory pathway
Cellular component (GO): recycling endosome
Molecular function (GO): GTP binding; GTPase activity
Source: RefSeq, a predicted model, not a curated record
GAAAUCCCAGCUGGCCCAGUGGGAGUGGGACUACCGUGCUGGGCGAGAUGCGGGGCAAGGACGAUGAGUACGAUUACCUCUUCAAAGUUGUGCUCAUCGGGGACUCCGGGGUGGGGAAGAGCAACCUCUUGUCACGCUUCACCCGCAACGAGUUCAACCUGGAGAGCAAGAGCACCAUCGGGGUGGAAUUUGCCACGAGGAGCAUCCAGGUGGACAACAAGACGGUGAAGGCUCAGAUCUGGGACACGGCGGGGCAGGAGCGGUACCGAGCCAUCACCUCAGCGUACUACCGGGGGGCCGUGGGAGCUCUGCUCGUCUACGACAUCGCCAAGUACCUGACGUACGAGAACGCCGAGCGCUGGCUGAAGGAGCUGCAGGACCACGCUGACGCCAACAUCGUCAUCAUGCUGGUGGGCAACAAGAGCGACCUGCGGCACCUGCGGGCCGUGCCCACCGACGAGGCCAGGAGCUUCGCAGAGAAGAACGGGCUGUCCUUCCUUGAGACGUCUGCUCUGGACUCCACCAACGUGGAGACGGCUUUCCACAACAUCCUCUCGGAGAUCUACCGCAUCGUGUCCCAGAGGCAGAUCACUGGGCAGCCGGAGUCGGAGUUCGGCCCCAGCACCACCAUCGAGCCCAUCCGGGUGCUGCCCACGCAGCAGGAGGGCCGGCAGACCCCCUGCUGCCAGAACAUCUGAGCCCCUGGGCUGCCCCCACCGCCCAGCACGUGGUGGCAUCAUGUGUCCCACCCUCUGCCUUUGCUCCCUGCAGCCCCCUGAGCAGGGCGGGCUGGCAGCUGCUUUUGAUGUGCACAACCUCACGCUGCCCUGUAUUUAUGUAGGACCUACAAAAAUGGUGGGGGGAGGGUAGGCAAAGCAUCAGGGUGUCUCCCCUCUCUCCCCAUAGCUGGGGACAUGCCAUCCCCUGUGUCCCUGCUGCCUCUAGCCCUGCAG